GUUGUAAUUGAGCCUGCACCUACCAGCUGCCAUCUUCUUUGAGCUUCAAGUAAUUGACUCAUGCCGGAAUGACGAUUUUCCACUUGAGAAGUCAAUCGAAAUAAAAUCCAUAAUGGGCAUUAUUGCUUAUAAAAUUGUCCGACAGGAGGAUUGCCAUCCCGUAAACUAUACCAGCAGGUUGUUUAUAUAGGCUUUGAAGAUGUCCUCAUGGCCUUGUUGCUAUUCACAGAUUCAGUUCUUCUUAUAGAUUUGCAGAUACAAGACUUGAUAAAAAGUAGCAAACAGUCAUGGUUGAACGCUCUGAUAUCCAUCCAGGACCACAUGUAUUCCAACAGCCAGAAGACUUGCCCUGGUAUCGGUACGAGGGUCGCGAAGUUGGUGUACUAUUCCAUGGGCUUAACGUAUGGGGAAAAGUAGCUGGUGAAGCACGGGCGAAAGAUAUUCUUGCCAUCUUCCAAGAUGUGUUCUUCGAAUCACCGAUCAACCUUGUUCGUCGCAUUAUAGGUCGUCGAAUACAUCGCAAUCGACUCCUCAUUCACGAUGCAGUGGGUACAGCUGAACCUGGGAAGACCUUGCUGGUGCUCGGUCGACCAGGGUCGGGCUGCUCUACGCUACUGAAAGCUCUGGCAAAUCAACACGGCUCUUUUGAGAAAGUGGAAGGCCAUUUACAACACGGAGCCUUCCCAUUUGAAGAGUCAACACGUCUACUUCGAUCAAAUAUUGUGUACAGCGGGGAGGAUGAUGUUCAUUUUCCCACCUUGAGCGUUGGCCACUCCAUGGAGUUUGCUUUGAACCUGCGAAAGCCCAAACGACUGGACCAUGAAUCGAACGCAGAUUUCGUUCGACGGCUUUCCAAGACGAUACUAGAGUCCCUUGGUAUUGCUCAUACUAAAGAUACCAUCGUUGGGGAUGCUUUCGUACGCGGAGUAUCGGGCGGCGAGCGUAGGCGCGUAACCUUGGCUGAGGUUCUCACAGCUGGACCAGCCAUCGUUUGUUGGGAUAAUCCUCUACGUGGACUCGACAGUUCCUCCGCCUUGAGCUUCCUCAAGCUUCUCAAGACUCUAUCGACCACGACUGGUAUGACAAACAUUGUUACAGCCUACCAAGUCUCGGAAAGUAUCUAUCAAGAAUGCUUCGACCGCGUACUGCUCUUGUAUGAGGGCCGCACCAUUUACUCUGGACCUGCUGGGAAUGAAGCCAAAGCAUACUUUACGCAUCAUCUUGGUUUCCAUUGUCCGGACAGGCAGACUACAUCUGACUUCCUAACGGCAAUAACAUCUCCCGAAGAGCGGCAGGUUGUCGAAGGUUUCACACCUCCGCCCCCUAUGGAUCCUGAUGGCCUUGCCGAAAGAUUUCGACAAAGUGCCUACUUCAGGGAGCUAGAGAUGGAUAUGAAGCAAUUUCGAAUUCAUGCUGCCGAAGACAAAGGACAGAUUGCGGCGAUCGAAGAGGACAUACGUUCUACCAAACAUCCUCUCACUCGAAGGGAGGGUUUCACGACUCGAACAUUCCACAGUCAGCUCAUCGCAGCUAUGACAAGACACUAUCAGCUACUAUGGGGCAUGCGAAAGACUGUAUUUACCGUCAUCAUGUUCAAUAUCAUCAAUGCUUUGGUCAUCAGCGCUGCUUACUUUUUGUCGCCUGAUACAAACAACGGAGCGUUUAUGCGGAGCGGUGCUAUCUUCUUCGCGCUGAUCUUCUUUGCGCUCAAUAGCCUGAGUGAGGUCACUCCAAUGGUGAAGUCACGCCUGAUAAUGAAGAAACAUUACGAACUUGGCAUGCUGCACCCAGGGAUAGGCGUAGUGUCCCUAACUUUGGCUGAGCUUCCAUUAUGCUUUAUCCAGACAUUGCUGUUCUCGAUUCCAUACUACUUCAUAAUAGGGCUUUCGAAGACGGCAAGUGGCUUCUGGUACUUCGAACUCAUCAUGUUUGCUUCAUAUGCAGCUUUCAUGGCUUUAUUCAGAGCAAUGGCAGCUUCGGUACCGAACGUUCCCGUGGCACUUAUGUUGGCGGGAGCCGCUUUUCCAGUUGUGCUCCUACCUUCUGGUUAUGCGCCAAUAUGGCCAACUCUACUCAGAUGGAGCUCGUGGAUUCGUCGCAUUUCUCCAUCACCUUUUGCACUCGAGGCCUUGAUGGCCUUCGAAUUUUCCCAAGUGACUUUACACUGUGCUCCUGAUGAAAUGGUCCCAAAUGGCGCUGCGUAUGAGGCAACCUGCCCGCUUCCAGGGGCCGAGGAAGGUUCAGCCACUUCAACCGGCCCAGAUUAUCUAGCCACUCGCUUCGACUACUAUGCUUCCCAUGUUUGGAGAAAUUUUGGCAUCAUUGUCGCAAUGUGGGCUAUCUAUACCUGUAUGAUGGCAGUUGGUCAGACAUGCAUGACUAGGCGUGGCGAGGGUGCUGCCGUUGGUCGUCGAUACAAGAGAGGUGCUGUGCUACCCAGCGACCUGAUGGACAGGCAGGUAGAAAGGAAAGAAGUUGAUGUGGAGUCACAAAGCAGUCACCAUCCGAAUUCGAGUGAUCAACAUGAAGCUAGUCAGGCAGACAGUCCGGCGGCUUUCACUUUCUCCGAAGUUUCGUAUAUCGUGUCGGUGGAGGGUGGAAAAAGAAAACUCCUUGACAAUGUCAAUGGUUAUGUGAAACCUGGUCAACUUACCGCACUGAUGGGAGUCUCAGGGGCAGGUAAAACAACUUUGCUGGACACCCUUGCGUGGCGGAAGAUCGAUGGAGAAGUGUCCGGAGAUAUAAAACUCGGCGGUCGCCCCAUCAUUGACCUCGGAAACGCUUUCUCACAAGCGUGUGGAUUUUGCAUGCAACAAGAUGUCCACGACGAAGGAACCACGGUGAAAGAAGCACUCGUUUUUUCGGCACUGAUGCGCCGUCCGCUUUCUAUACCCAAAGAAGAGAAACUCGCACACGUUGAAAAAGUCAUCGACCUAUUAGCCUUGAGAUCUAUCCAGGAUGCACUUGUCGGCAAACCUGGGGAAGGCGGUUUGGGGGUUGAAGAACGCAAGAGGUUGACCAUUGGUGUGGAGCUUGCGGCCGACCCUUCAGCCUUGCUCUUCCUUGAUGAACCUACCUCAGGCCUGGACAGUCAAGCUGCUUUCUCUCUCGUGCGUUUUCUUCAAACAAUCGCGGCUACUGGUGUACCAAUCGUAUGCACCAUUCACCAACCCUCUGCGAUCAUCUUCGACAUGUUCGACCACAUUUUGCUUCUUGCACCAGGAGGAAGAACUGUGUAUUUUGGCGAGACAGGCAAGAUGUCUAGCACCGUUGUCGACUACUUCUCUCGACAUGGUGCUCCUAUGGCGCCCAAUGCAAACCCGGCGGAGUUCAUUCUCGAUACCGUUGCGGAGAGAACCCGCGCUGACACAUGGACACAACAUUGGCGUGAGUCCGCCGAGAACAAGAAAUUGAAAGAUGACAUCGAGACUAUCAAUCGUUCAUCGCCGCAUACGGCGGUAAUGUCACAUAAUUUGCCUAUACUUCAUCAGUGCAUUUACCUCACUAAGCGUCAUGCUAUUUCGAUCUGGCGCGACGGGUUCUACAGCUUCAGUCGACUAUCCAAAGCCAUUUUCAUGGCACUUUUCGUGUCAUUCAACUUUUUCAAACCUCACAAUAGCCAGCAGGACGCACAAAAUCGCAUCCUUGCGCUAUUGAUCCUCCAGUGGAUUGUUCCGAGCUCUGCCGCCGAUUUAUUCGACAUCUGGUUCUCAAAAUGGACUCUCUUCACCACUAGGGAGCGGGCAGGUGUAGGAUAUUCUCCCUUCUCACUAUGCGCGGCCCUCAUCAUCGUGGAAGUCCCCAUUGCCAUCAUCAUCUACACAUUCUUCUUCUUGUGCAGCUGGUGGACUGUGGGGUUCGGUUUCGCCGGGUUUGGGUAUCUUAAUUUCCUUGCCCUUGGAAUAUUCGGGAUAGGUUUCCCAUUUGCCAUAGCCAGUUUGUGUGCAAACAGCGAAUUAGCAGGCUAUGCCAGUAGUCUUAUUUGGUGUGUCAUGGCUACGUUUGGAGGCAUCGCUGUUCCGCAUGCCGAUAUGAACAACUUCUAUCGUCCGUGGCUAUUCUGGGCGGAUCCGAUGCGUUACUUUUUGGGAGCAACUGCGUCUGUGGGGUUGCAUGAUGUGCCAAUAAAGUGCAGCAAAACUGAAAUAGCGACGCUUCAGCCGUUAGAUGGCAUGACGUGUGGUACGUAUCUGCGGGAGUAUCUGGCAACGAACACGGGUUACGUUGUCAAUCCAGAUUCGCGACGAGACUGUGGGUUCUGCCCAUAUAGUACUGGUGACGAGUACCUGGCUGGGUUUGACUUCUAUUUCGAUGACAGAUGGAGGGACUGGGGAGUAUUCACAGCAUUUUGUUUCAGCACCUUGGCUAUUGCAUUCAUUUGCAGCUGGCUGAGAUACGGGAGAGGAAUAAACGUCUCUAAGAUCUUUUAUAGGUUGAGACAGGUGAAACGAUAG
This is a messenger RNA of Aaosphaeria arxii CBS 175.79, 4454 nucleotides long. Its product is annotated as ABC transporter-like protein. Gene Ontology annotation, biological process: transmembrane transport. Gene Ontology annotation, molecular function: ABC-type transporter activity; ATP hydrolysis activity; ATP binding. The coding region runs from base 288 to 4454 and encodes 1388 amino acids. The transcript has 4 exons. The record is from RefSeq and is a predicted model, not a curated record. Gene Ontology annotation, cellular component: membrane. Lineage: Eukaryota; Fungi; Ascomycota; Dothideomycetes; Pleosporales.